AGUUUUUAAAGUCCUUGUCCUGGCGCCCGAUUGACGCAGUUUCAGUAGUGCGAGGCAAUAGAUAGGGAGAGAAGCGAUUUCUGCGACACGGGAGAAAAGUUCUCAGGAUUCGCUGCCCGUAUAAUUAUCCUCUUGCUUGGGGACUUUCUGGUACUCUAGCUCUGCAGGGAUUUUUAAGGGGUGAAUUUUUUUCCUUGACGCGGGAUGAGGAUUUUUCUGUUGUUGGCCUUCGUGGCCGUAGUGAGGGGCGCAUCUCUUCCUUGGAGUGUGGUACCUUGGGAGGAAUGGGAUGUCGAUCUUGGGAUCACCGGACCUGAGGUGUCGAUGCCCUCGCCUUCCGAUUCACCCAAUGUUUGCUCUGGCUUCAGAAGAGAUGGCAGUUCCAUCAAGGUUUGCUGUGAGGGAUAUACUGGCACAGUUGAAGAUGGCUGCCCAACACCUGUGUGCGACUCUCCAUGCCUCAACGGAGGGACAUGUGCUGCACCAAACCAUUGCAUAUGCCCCAAGGCGUACACAGGCCAGACAUGUGACACCUUGAAGAGGGAAUUUGUCUGGAGUAGUUGGGCAAACGUGAACCAAAAACCCCUCCUGGAUAGCUUCCAGAUGACUUUGAACCUGUAUCACAUCCGAGAUGAGGUUGAAGCAUGUAAGAACGUCGUCCCUGAAGACAUUGAGUGUCGCACCCGAGAAAACCACAUGGAUCACACCCAAACAGGCCAGGUAGUAACCUGCGACCGUCGCUCGGGUUUUAAAUGUCGGAAUGAUGAACAGCCCUAUGGGGAGCCCUGUCUGGACUACGAGGUCCGAAUUCUUUGCCCAGUCAAGGACCAGGUGACCAAGCGUGGUUUCACUUGCAUUCAUGAAACUCUAGAGUACAAUGUGGGUGAGGUUGUGAAAGAGGGCGAUUGCUCAGCUUGCGAGUGUCAGUCAGAUGGACGCUGGAAUUGCCACAGAGACAACCAUUUCUGUGACACUCCAAUCUCCACCACCCCAGCACCAAUGUUUCCUUGGCUUCCAUCAGGAGUAAGAACUGGUCAGUGUGUUGUAGGUGAGAGAGUCUUUAACCACGGAGAUACUACCACCCUGGAUUGCAAGAUGUGCACAUGUGAUACGACUACUGGCUGGUCUUGUGUCAACAUCGACGACCACACUUGUGUAGCUCCCCCUGAGGAUGACUACUGUAGAAUCGACAAUCAUUUCAUCUUCUUCCAUGGCCAGACAGCCAAGAAAGAUUGUAACACAUGCAUCUGCAAGAACAGAGAAUGGGAUUGUACGCAGAUGAUUUGCCCAGACAAAACCAACAAGGCGGCAUACUUCCACAAGUGCACCAAUCCGUUGACCAAUGAACGCCAUAACGACGGCGAGAUCAUCAAGCGAGACUGUAAUGUCUGCGUCUGCACCCAAGGUAAAUGGGACUGCACUCGUGACCCCUGUGUGGAGGGUACAUCUCUUGAAAGUGAAUACAGCCUGGCGAACAGGAAAGUGUGCACCACACCCACAGGCCUUCCCUUCCCUCACGGUGCUACCAUCAGCCAGGACUGCAAUGCAUGUAAGUGUUUUGAUGGCAAGUGGCAGUGCACCCGUCGAUAUUGUUCUCCAGAGACCUAUCCUAACUCCACCUGCCUGGACGAUGUGACCAUUUCAUUGGUCAAGAGUGGUCAGACCAUCCGACGGGGAUGUGAUGUCUGCGUUUGUAAUGGUGGGAACCUGACAUGCACCACUAAGCCUUGUGAAACUAACAACGGGAUGUGCUUUGAUGAGCAGCGUCGUUUUGUCACCACCUCCACUUCCUUCAACCGUCAGUACCGCCCUGCCUGCAACCCAGAUGGUACCUUCCGUCCCAUCCAGUGCAACCCUGUGCAUGGGGUAUGCUUCUGUGUCACCACCCUCGGCCAGGUGAUACCAGGAACCGCUGUCAAGCAGGAUACCGGCUCACCCAAUUGCUCACCAUACACCACGGGUAAUGCGUGGAGCUUUAUGGCUGUAUACGAACCAAUGGACGUUCCCCAAACCAACACACAAACAGGCAGCGACCCCUGCAUUGAGACCACCAGGAACACCGACACCCACCUGACUGGCUACAACACCCCCAAGUGUUUGCGCAAUGGGUUCUUUGCACCCAUGCAGUGCGACCUCCACACUGGGGUGUGCUACUGUGUCACCAUGGAAGGAGCCACCAUCCCGGGCACUGUGAUGCACGUCUCCCAAGGACGGCCCAACUGCGACGUGAUUAGAGAGGAUGUACAUGAUGUAACCACUGAGGAUAUGACCCCAUGCCAGCAGGAGAGAGCCACGGCAGAGCAUUACAAGCUCCCCUUUGUGCCUGAAUGCAACCAGCUUGGUUACUACCAACCCAUCCAGGUCAACACGAUGCUCGGCGUUCGCUUCUGCGUGGACACAAAUGGCGUUGUCAUCCCACACACCAUCACCAAAUCUAGCAACUUGCACUGCGACAACAUCGUUGACAGCGAGGAUGUUGAGCCAUACACCAACAAAGUUGAUGAGAAUCAUGCUCCGCUGAUCUUCCAGACUUAUCCUAUCAAGGAUGCCAUCCACAAGACCCCACGUUGUAAGCUCCAGCGUCUGUCCUCCCAGUUUGUCUCCACUGUCUACCGUCCAACCUGUUUGAGUGAUGGCCGGUACACACCCAUGCAAUGCCCAGAAGGAGUUGGUGUAUGCUUCUGCGUAGACGUCACUGGUGCCAUCAUACCUGAGACAGUGAGCCGUUCUGGAAACACACCAAACUGCAACGACUACAGGAGCAUCUUUGAUGUGGUGACACCUAUGAAUACCAGCACCGUCAUCAUCCAUCCUGAUGUCUCACUCAUCCACACUGGUUGGGAGCUUAAGCUGAGGGAAAUUGAUCAUCCAACUCACGUGGUUGGACCGCAGUACCAGUCGACCACAACUCCCCAAGUGCUCAAAACAAACGUCACUACCUGUAUCCGCCAGCAGCAGAUUGCUAGCAUGGUGCCUGGCGUCUUCUAUCCCUCAUGUCACCGUAAUGGAACCUUCAACACGAUGCAGCACACCCCGCUCAACUCCAAGGUAUACUGUGUGGACAAGAACGGCGUCAAGAUUGAAUUAACCGAGAGGCGCAUGGACGUGCACCUAACCCUGCCCGAGUGCAAUAAGUACUGGAAUACUACUAUAGAAAUCAACUCGUUGAACAAGCAUUGGACCAGCACACAUCAGGAUGUCAUGACAACCACUCCAAUCCCAUUGGAUAAACUUUUCCCUGCUGGAUUGCAUCAUCAUCCCAACUGCACCAGGCAGCAGGAGAUCACGAGUCGCCUGGAGGGCGCUGUUGUCCCGACCUGUGAGCCCAAUGGCACUUACACGCCGCUACAGUGUAAUGCUACCACCGGCGUAUGCUACUGCAUUCUGCCGUACGGCGACGUGCUGCCCGAGACCGUGCUGCCCAUGGUGAAGGGAACACCCAACUGCUGGCACCUCAGGAAUGCUUCUAUUCAGCACUCAACAACCCCAGUGCCUGAUGUGUGCCGUUUGCCCAUCUCCAGAGGCCCCUGCCUAGCUCGUUUCCCCCGCUGGGCCUACAGCACGCUUCUCAACAAGUGCCACUUGUUCGUCUAUGGUGGUUGCCGUGGCAACGACAACCGGUUUGAAACCAAGGAGGAGUGUGAAAACACAUGUGGAUAUAUGACUCCCAGGGAUUCCCGCCCUGUGACUUGCAGUAGGAAGCUCAAUCGCUUCUAUCGCAUGAGUUUGACCCAGCGUCUUAGAAUGAAGCGUCCCACAUGCACUCCUGAUGGCAACUACGCACCCAAGCAGUGUCACCUGACACGGACUGAGCGAGGACUGAUUGAGAGUGUAUGUGAGUGCAUACACAGGAUAACAGGUGAACCCCAGGUUUGCCCUGAAGAGGAGGUCAUGGUCAACCCUGAAUUUAUCGACACCAUUGGUGUCUCCACAACUCUUGCUCCCGUUCCAGUCAUCGAUGGUUGCUUGCAUGAAAGAGUGGAGUACCACGAGGGAGAUAACUUCUUUCAGGAGUGCAAUCAGUGCCGCUGUCUUGGUAACAACGAGGCAAUAUGCACCCUAAAGUACUGUCCUCCUGAGAAUUGUUAUGUUAACGGACAGGUAGCUGUGGAGAAGGAUCAGGGAUGCGAGCAUUGUACUUGCAUGGGAGGACAAUGGGACUGUGAGCCUAUGGCUAACUGUGACACCGAUCCUGGACCCAUGUCAGAAUCUGGGACCUCCACUCAUUGUGUGAUGGAAGAUGGCACAAGCAUGACUGUUGGGUCAUCGUUCUAUAACAAAUGCAAUAAGUGUACUUGCCUGUCUACUGGUGUGGUGUCAUGCCAGAACAACUACUGUAUCCCUCGACACUGUUACGAGAGAGGCAUUCCAUACCACACUGAAGACACAAUUAUGAGAGAUUGCAACAGAUGCACUUGUUUCAGCGGCCAGUGGCAAUGCCAGGAAUACACCUGUGAUCCCUACAUCAGGACCAUGGUUCGUGUGGAGGGUUGCCAAUACAAGGAAAAGACCUAUUCCAAUGACGAGACCUUUUAUGAUGUUUGCAACUUGUGCCGUUGCCUUGGCAACAAUCAGACAAGCUGCAACAGGAGAUUCUGUAACCCAACUAGCUGCUACGUGAAGGAGGUAGAGAUCAGAAAUGGAGAAUCAGAGAUCUUUGAAUGCAAAACAUGCUCUUGCAUCAACGGACUCUUGGAUUGCCACGAGGAUGAGGAAUGUCUGAACGUGAUGGUUGACCCCGUUCCUGAAGUCAACAGAGACACCUCUGUAACAUGUAACUUUGAAGGCAAGACCUACACUAAUGGAGAUGAGUUCUUUAAACAGUGCCAACCAUGUCGCUGUUUUGAUGAUGGACAGGUCCAGUGUGAAGAGAAAGCUUGCUCACCAAAUCUCUGCUACAUGGAGGGAGUGGGUUAUCGUAGCGGCAAGGUUCUACUAACUGACAUUCAUAAGUGUACUUGCUACCGUGGUGGACACUGGGAUUGCCAAGAUAAACCUGCAGAUGCUGGCCCUCCCGAAGUCAUUGAGUGCCUCGACCACCAGCCUGUCACUGUCUGCGCCACCAACCCUUGUAAUCAUGUCAUCUGCCCGACCAACCGUGACGCUAUUUGCAUUCCUGACCCCUGCAACCAUCAAUGCCAUCCGGCAUUCUUUGACAUCUACGGCAACCGGCUCCGUUGCUAAACAGGAUUGAUUAUUCAUCACUAAUUGGCGGGCUGUCCGAACCAGCAAGGAAAGUACGAGUGAUGACCCGUUUGAUUCCAAUGAAUACGUUGCCAGGACACUAAAGUAGAUUAUUCAUUAUUUGACUGAGUGCCUUACAUGGAAACUGACAUGUAUUAGUUUUAUUACAGCUGUAGAUCUCAAAAACGUUUCAGUUCAUGUAGUAUCCCUAAUGCAGCGCUGUUAUUCUAGUUACAUCUGUAGGUUUCUUCUGUUUGCUGAUUGUUUUCUUUAAAAAAAAACUCUGUAGAGACACUUGGUUUCUUUCUUCAGUCAUCCAUAUUCUCUGUAUUGACUAUCAUCAAGCAAAAAUAUGAUUCACACUGUAAUAAUGAGUCACAAGUCACCAGAGUUGUAGGCCUUUAAAAGAAUCUUGCAUUGUAUUUAGCAAUUGAAAGUCUCAACAUUUUACGUCCAAAUGAACCUAUUUCCUCAGGAUGUGAAACUCCAAGAUAUAUCCCCUCAAAAAGCUUGAGUUCCUCUUUCUCGUGCAAACUGAAACAUCUCUGGGAGAAUGGCCUUAGGACUCAUUUUUACAAAGCAAGGUCACCAAUUGUUGAAAUAUUUCCUAUCACCAUCCCCCAAAUUGAAAUCUGUUUGACGUACUGUAUAGUAUUGCUACAUGCUCAUUGUGUUCUCUGUAAUACUCACUGCUUUCUGUUUAAUACCAUAACCUCUAGCACUAUUUCUGCAGACAGACAAUGAAUUUUAAAUGACAAUUAGUAGUUUUAAGACUGUCAUUUUACCGGAUUAAUAAGAUCAGAUGCCUUAAUAUUUUAGGGUGUUUCUACAGAAGUAGAUCAAAGUUUGAACAGCAUAGGUGUGAGAGCCAGAAAUUGUAAGAUUUUGGUUUCUUGGCAACAGCUUCUCUCCAUUUUUUUUUUUUACUGUUUGGAUAUAAGGAGAAUUUUUUAAAAAUCUUUUAUGCUCCAAAAAAAAUCUCAAAAACUCCUAGCCUUGUCACCCUUCUGAUUUGGGGAUACAAAUUGCAAAAAAAAAAGGAUUUUGUGUUUCAAGAAAAACAAUGGGUUGAAACAAUUUUGCUUUAUCUCAUUGUGUACAAUUAAAAACAUAUGACACACAGUUUAUCCACGUUCUUACUCCACAAAAUGUCUGUGCACAUUAUCUGUAUCAUGCAUAUGAAAGUUUAUUUGCUUACUUAAUAUGCACACACCAGUAUUAAGUCAAUGAUGUUAUUUUGUAAGGUGUCUGUGUUUUUUUUGUAUGUUUCAUGAAGUGAUAUUAACGUCCUGGCUAAUUAUAAUAAAUUUGCAUGCAUAAAUAAUCAUA
Messenger RNA from Acanthaster planci (crown-of-thorns starfish), 6513 nucleotides. RefSeq lists its product as uncharacterized. The record is from RefSeq and is a predicted model, not a curated record. Gene Ontology annotation, biological process: cell-matrix adhesion. NCBI's taxonomy places the organism in Eukaryota, Metazoa, Echinodermata, Asteroidea, Valvatida, Acanthasteridae. Gene Ontology annotation, cellular component: basement membrane. Gene Ontology annotation, molecular function: protein binding; serine-type endopeptidase inhibitor activity.